Molecule: messenger RNA, 1605 nt
Organism: Aphanomyces astaci
Lineage: Eukaryota; Oomycota; Saprolegniomycetes; Saprolegniales; Verrucalvaceae
Exons: 1
Coding region: 1-1605 (534 amino acids)
Source: RefSeq, a predicted model, not a curated record
AUGAUCACUCGGUUUCGUCUGGUGGCCGCGGUCUUGGCUAUAUGUGGCGUUGCAUGUGCGACCGUGGGGGCCAUCCUAUUUGCCCAACACCAAGCCAAACUCGACACGAAGAGCAUCGUGUCCAACAUACAACAAGCGUCGGCGUUGAAUGUCACGUUCACCGCCCUUCGAUCGACCAUGCAACUCAACGGCAAAAGCCAAGCCACCGUGUACAUCGUCCCUCGCGCGAGCGACCUCGAAGAAGACGCCGGGUCGGCGCUGACCUUUGACGCCAUUCUAACCCAGCCAGGCAACGACGUGAACGAGACAUACGUGCUCCUCAACAACCGUGCGUACUGGUCGAUUUCUUAUUCCGACGGCACCCCCAGCACGUCGGGGUGCAUGGAGCCAUCGCAAAUCCCCCCCAUCGAGCUCCUUCAAAGCAGCUUGGAAGGGUCGCACGCGGUGUCCGUUGUCGACGAGCACGGUGCGCCAACCACCGUGGGCUGCGACCAGGGCCAACUGUUGGAGCUCAAGUUUGCAGGUGAAACGUUUGUCGUGUGCAAAUCGAGCGCCAAUCGAAUCACCCACGUCCUCGGUGACGACUUGACGUUCACCGUCGAGUACAUUUACGAUCCAAAUCGAGUCUCAGACAUUGUCUCAGACAUUGUAGCUCCGUCGACCGAUCGCCAGUGUCCGUUUGUCCGGGCAGCUCUUCCGAAAGCACCACCUUCGAAAGUCAGUGGCAGGGUCCCUAGAACGUUGUCGCUAGGUCGGUCGUCGUGCAGCUGCAACGGCCUCCGUCGCCCUUGUCUCUUUGUGCACGGUUUGGGCACAUCCUCCAACGGCCCUACAGUCGAUUCGUUGGCGGAGUAUUGGGGGAGCAUUCAAGAUAACGCCCCAUGCUGCUCCAGCACCAAUUUUGUGCAAAUGGAGACUGUCAAGCGAGGGUGGGCGGAUGAAGAGAUUCAGCAUGAUUUCUGUCGGUUAGCGUUGCAAUACGGAACCAACAACAACAGAACGACAGUGGGCAACCUCAUUCUGGUCACGCACUCCAUGGGGAACCUCGUUGCAGGGGGCGCGCUGGCCACCGGUAGGUGCAGCUUCUCCGAGGGCGUGUCGUGGAUUUCGUUGUCGGCGCCCAUGCAAGGCAGCAAGACGGCGAAUCUACUGGAGCAAAAGUGCAGUUCUGGGGGCUGGGGCGACGCCCCCAUCAAGGUGAUUUUGAACCUCGUGGGCAAAUGCCCCGCCGAACGAGCGUUCCUGCAGCUGAAACACCAAAGCACCGUCGACUUGACCUUGCAUGAUCAGUACGCUGCCGCCCAGAAAGCUCGCAUCAACCACCCGGACAAGAAACUGUUGUGUGGCGUCAGUCCUGUGGGGUUGAUCACGUGGGCCUCUGGGUUGAACUUCGUUUCGUCCUUGUCCAAACAUAACACGGAGGACGAUGGCGUAGUGGACUUCUGGUCGUGCGGCGUGGGCGUGAGUACUAGUAGGUUUGGAAGCAAUACCAGAAGUGCGAAUUACAAGGCUGCGCUGAACCACUUGGACACGUCGUUUCGGAACGGAGACGGGUGGUGGGGCGACGACCGCAAGCCUGUCAAGUGGUUUGAAUGUGCAUUGUAA